Messenger RNA from Belonocnema kinseyi, 2300 nucleotides. Its product is annotated as protein FAM161A. The record is from RefSeq and is a predicted model, not a curated record. The transcript has 9 exons. NCBI's taxonomy places the organism in Eukaryota, Metazoa, Arthropoda, Insecta, Hymenoptera, Cynipidae. The coding region runs from base 137 to 2248 and encodes 703 amino acids. Gene Ontology annotation, biological process: cilium organization. Gene Ontology annotation, cellular component: cilium.
UCACGUAUGGUCACCAUGGUGACGCUUACACCAGGUAACUGUACAUCGAUUUCCUACACAAUUCCUAAUAGAAGAAGCAUCGAGAACCUCAAGAACAAAUAUUCUCAUAUUAGAACAAAUUUUUUAAUUUAAAAAAAUGACAGAACAUAGGGGAAGUUCUUUUGUACAUUCUUGUGUAAAAGUGCCGGUUGAUCCCUAUAGCAGACAACCAACGCCACUGUAUGAACGACCAGGAAUUACAAGAAGGCAAGAAAGCAGGUGCACUACAUCGUCUCGUAAGACGAGAAGGAUCAAUUUCGAUACAAAUAACUCGGUCUCAGAAGCCACAAGUCCUCGAGAUACAUUAGAAAAUUUUAUGGAUUUUAUAGAAAGCAUACCAGAUUAUAAUGACGUGCAUCAUCUUACGAAUGAGCAAUUUAAGCAGAAAUUAGACUACCUUAAAAGAAAGCAGAGACUUUUAUUGAAAAAUUUGAGAAACUGCAUAGAUCAGGAUGAUAGUGAAAAUAUAAUAAAUAGAGAAACACCUUCUGAUUCACAAGCUCAAGGGAAUAACAAAACAAAAGAUUGGUGCAACGAUAGAAAUAAAACAAAAGACUGGUGCAAUGAUAGUAAUAAUGACCUGAAACUCAAAGGGAAAAAGUGCAAUUUUGAAGAGUCGAGAACUAAUAGUCCAAUUCUUUAUGCCUCUGGAAAGUUUGAUAGAUUGGCUGAGGAUCAAGAUCUUCUAACUUAUAGAUGUAAGGACAAAAGUAAAGCUGCAAAGACAAUUCACAACUCCAAAAUCCAUUCCACGAAUAAAUCCUGGAGUACUGAAAGUGAAUCAAAAAGUCCUGAUAGUGUGGAAAGUGAUCUGGAAAAUAGUUUGGAAACGAAAAGUUUGCCACCUCAUAGUCCGGAAAGGUGGCAUCCAACUGUUCCGAAACCAUUCAGUUUUACAAUGAGAGAGGAAGCAGAAAAGUAUAUGUCACUAGCAGAGAUAGAUGACCUGCAACAAAGUUUCAGGGAUCCAAAAACAAAGAAACGCCGUGUAAAGCCUAUUCCUUUAACAUCGAAAAUACCACUAUAUGAUAAACUUGUUGCAGCAAAAGAAGAAAGAAGUCGUUUGGUGAGAGAAGAGAGUAUGUUGAACUUAAUGUCUCAAGUAAGACCUUUUAAAUUGGAAUGCGAAAGAAGAGCCUGGAAGACACUUUCAAGGUCUAGUCCAGAACUUUGCGGGAAAAAAGUUCGUUACAGUUCGAGAUUCAAGGCUAAACCGGUUCCAAAGAAUUUAUUCAGUACUGCAAUUUAUGAUCGGAUGUUAGAAGAUGAAUAUUAUAGAUCUCUUCAGAAGAAGAUGAGGGCUUCUCGGAUGAUGAAAUCUUCCACUUUACCACCAUCUAUGGCCAGACGAGAACAUCUCAGGUCAACAUCCGUUCAUUCCCAAUGCAGUACAGCAAAAGAAUCCGUAAAUGAAAGAGAUUGUGAGGGAAGAGAAUCAUCUGGAAUCUUCAGUGCAACACCCUUGCAAUCCGAAAGGUCAAGGUCAGCCUUGGCUGCAUUGCCUAUCCGAGGAAAUAACUUGGCAGCUGUUCUCAGAUGUCAAGCUUCCCGGGAAAAACUGGAACGCGAGAUUCAGGAACGAAUGGAAGAAAGACGUCGCGAGCAAUUGAUGAAACUCAGGGAAUCCCUCAUUAGCCAGAAACCAGCUUGGAGAGCUUUGAGAUCAGCUGCCAGGCAUGAACAUGCCAGAGAUUUGGAUUUUCGGGUUCAUCUUCGCCGGGAUGAAGCUCGAGAACAGGCAGAGCGUCAUCGACUUCACAUGGAAAUUAUGCUGGAUAGAGUGACUCAGAUCCCAACACUUUUUGAGCGACACUCGCAGGUAAAGGAAUUAGAGGAACUUCAGUCCAAGCUGAAAAUGCCAGGGUGCUACAAAUUGAAGAAGAAUAAAUUUAAAAAAAGGCAAAGACCCAGUAGUGUCGAUUCAUAUGCGAGUGGAGGUAGUGUUUCAAGAUCAAAUUCUGGCUCCUUGACCAGUUCCUCAGGGACUUUAAUUUCUCAAUCCUCCAAGUCUUCCGGAUCCAAAAAGUCUGAUCCUUCAACAGGAAAGUCUGAAAUUUCAAGUAAAAAAAAGAGUGAACGUGGUCCUCUGAAAGUUUCUAUUAAUGAAACUGCUGAACUUAUUGAAGAGAGGGGAUCCAACAGUGAGAGGUUUUCGUUCAAUUCUCAAGCGAGUGAAGAUCGAAACUUUACUAAUGUUGAGAAUAAUUAAGGAAUAGUUAUUAGUAAAUAAUUUACUUUCAUAAAAUAAUGCAAGGAAAUGU